AUGACUACGUUUAAUGAUCUUUCCAUGUUUUAUAUUAAAUUUGCAUUUUAUUUGACUAAAAUUUAUCAUGAUGAAUUGGAAUUUGUUCAUUUCCUUUCUCAGUUCAUGAUUUCUUCUGCAGUAAUUACAUUCUUCAGCUUUACUUUUCUGGACAUUCGCGCAAUGUAUGGUCGUUAUUCAUCUGAAUCCUUCUUUGCAAAUAUAUCGAUUCCUGCAAAGUUUGCUUGGUUUUUGCAAGAAUUGCCUUCUCUUCUAAUUCCUCUUUUUAUUAUUUGGUAA
Molecule: messenger RNA, 279 nt
Organism: Meloidogyne enterolobii
Lineage: Eukaryota; Metazoa; Nematoda; Chromadorea; Rhabditida; Meloidogynidae
Source: the annotation of a GenBank genome assembly